UGGGGAGCACAUCGUCCAAGAAAUUCAGGCGUUCUACGAAGUCGAUGAUUCUUCUCUUCACGUCGUGACAAUCUUGGCUUCACUCCUAUCUUCGUCGCAGCUCUUAAAUCUGACACGAAUGCUAUUCGCAACUGCUUCUUUCGUUGGAUGUAUAUGCUGGUUUGCACGACCGCGACAACAAGCUUGGUCUCACUCCAUUGGAAGCGCUACAGAAGCACACUUCACAAAACUUCUCUCAGAUGAUCUCUCAAGUCAUGCCUGGGAAUACUUUAGAACGCUCUCAGGUUGCGUUGAAAGAGGAAUAUGUUACGGAAUAUUCACUCAAACAGGCAAUGGGUGAUCAGGAUGUCGCGGGUUGGCAGUCCCUCGAUCAAUACAUCCAAAUCCGCGAAUAUGGCUGUACGUGUGGCUCCUGCGAAGAAGGAUGGUUGUCACCUCGCAUGAAAUUUUGUUUGCAAGCUACGGCAGAACUAUAUGGCGAUAUGAUUGAAGACGCUGCUGUGGGUUUUACCCCCCGCAAGCCCAUUCGCAUCGAAGACUCGACCUUUCUUGUUUCGUCACAAUUUGCCACUUAUUCCUCCCUCGCUUUUUCCAAUUUAUCAAUUCUUCUUUCGGGGCUAUGGUGCUAUCUUCUCUCUUACGGGUCGUUCACUUGCCGGUGAGACCACAGGUCUGGAUGGAGUCGUUUCCGAUAGCGGCUUCUCCCUAGCCACAGUUAACGCAAUUACCAGAGCCAAUAUGUUCAAACUUGACUUCCCUUCGUCGUCUUUCG
Lentinula edodes (shiitake mushroom) is the source of this 772-nucleotide messenger RNA. RefSeq lists its product as uncharacterized. NCBI's taxonomy places the organism in Eukaryota, Fungi, Basidiomycota, Agaricomycetes, Agaricales, Omphalotaceae. Bases 240 to 662 code for a protein of 140 amino acids. The record is from RefSeq and is a predicted model, not a curated record. The transcript is spliced from 2 exons.